Molecule: messenger RNA, 4546 nt
Organism: Heterotrigona itama
Lineage: Eukaryota; Metazoa; Arthropoda; Insecta; Hymenoptera; Apidae
Source: the annotation of a GenBank genome assembly
AUGGACAACUGCGGAGGCGGUCAGCGCCUGCCCCCGGACGGGGACGAGUUUCCAGCAGCGUACCAGGAGUUCGGUGGCAACAGCCAGCAGUACCGUUUCGUGACGACGAGCACCGCGACGGCAAGGACGUCGACGAUGAUGGCGAACGGCCGGCUCGUUUGCAACGAGAGCGACUCGUUCGUGAACGACGAGGCAGGGUUCAAGCUGCUCGAGAGCAACGUGGUCGCCACGGCUGGCAUUAUCUUGCCAGCGGACAGCAAUAGGAUCACCGGUUUGACCAGCGUGGAGAACGUCUGCCAGGAGAAGAUCGAGAUCACCGGCUACUAUCACAAGGACGUGCCCGUUAUCGAGGAAAUGCAGGACCUUGUCGAGAAGGACAGCCUGGACACGCCUCCGCCAUUGCCACUCACUGGCCCGCCAAACUUGGAGACGAUCUGCUCACCGAAGGCGGAACCAAUCUGCCCGUCCAAGUCAGAAACGAGCAGCUCGCCGUACGGGAGGAACGUCGCGAUCCUCGAGUUCACGCCGCGGAAAUUCUCACUGAACGGGGAACUUUGGAGGCAAGAUGACAAGUCCGAACGAUCGGUCCGAGAUAAGAUCGCGAUGUUCUCGUCGCAGAGUAGCCUGGACGGUCCUCUGUUUCCUAAUUCGGUAGUGGUCAGCGUUGCGACGAACAACGGCAGGAGAUUGCCCAGAUACAAGUCCACGGAGGACGUGUGCAACGACGAGAAAAACUCCGGACAGAAGGAGAGGGCCUCGUUCUUCGCGGACAGGACGCAGAGUUCUUUCGACUUGACGGAUUCGGGGAAGAACGUUGGCCAAGAUCUCGGCAAGAAAUACAGGCGAUCGUCGAGCACGACGCAGAACUCAUCGCUGACGUCGCCGACUAUCUACACCUCCAAGGCGUACCCGAUUGUCCCGCAAAAGCCAGCCACCUCAACGGGUGUAAACUCGUCGUUCGAAACAUCCUCGAUACCUAAAUCGCCGAUAAAGAGUUACUCUCUGACGACUUCGAGUCAGAAUUCGUCGUCGAGCGUCGCGGCGAAACCCGUGGCAUCAACCGCGCUGUCACGUGCCACCAGUUUCUCCGGGUCGAGCCCGUACAGUACUCAGGACAGAAGUUCGACAACGAGCGAGCUGUCGACGAUGUCGCAAGUUACGAGAACGAGCUCGUUGGCGUCCACGUUCAAAAGGCCGAACGAGGAUAUCAGGAGGACCAGCUUGAAUCAGUUGAUCGAGCAAAGGAAAAAGUCGAUAUCGAAGCUCAGGGGGUUGGUCAUUCCUGAGAAAGAGACGAUACCGUUGAUCGACGCGCCUAUCGUUGAUCUGCCUGAAAUCAAGUCGCGAGACUCGAUACUACUGCAUCAGCUACCAUUGAAAGUGAACAUUCAAGACAAAUGGGGUUCCCAGAGUUCCUUGGCGAGCAACGCGAGCACGGCGAGCGCCCCCCUGAAGAGCACCGCUUCCUUCAAGAUGCCAGCUCCUCAGAUACACUCCAAGUAUUCACCAGCCUUCAAGAGGAAGAGCCUCGCGGUGUACGGGUCCUCCUCGAGCAGUUCCACGAUAAACAGCAGCGCGAGGAAGAGCCCUUCGACCAGCUGCCAAACACCGCCUCUGUCCGAACCUCCGAAAAGCCUGGAGAGCAUCUGUAGUCCAACGCGAAGCGACUACAGCUUCGAGUUCGCGUCUACAGCCAGCUCGCCAGAGGGGCUACGCGGCAGGCCGAGGACGACACAGGCACAAAGGAAGGCCAGGAUGGAUUACGACGACUCGGACAACGAUUCUGCAGUGAGCAGCUCGCAGAGCAGCAUCUCCCGAGGCUUCAGUCCGCCGAUGUCGCCGGUUCCCUCGGAACGGUCUACCGUCUCGUCGGAGAGAUCCUACGUCUCUACGGAGGCCAGCUAUCAACGACGAUCCCUCAUUAUGGACAGCCCGACUAGAACGUACACGAGGGAGCCAACUGUAGAAUUUACCACCAGGUCUAACAUGGCGAACGACAGGCUGUUCAUCUCCGACAGAUCUUCGUCGAGUAGCAGCAGCUCCGGCCUCAGAUCGCCGACGACAGACUUGAAUUCCAGAAACUCUCAGAUACCACAGAGGCAAUUGAAGCGAUCCAACAGCACGGACACCAACUGCAGCACGUCUUCCACCCUCACUUCCGGUUCCCAGGCGAGCGCGGAGUCUCUGUCCAGAAGAGUACUGAAGCCGCAAAGCGUGGAAGCGAUCAAUCGCAAGAACAUCUUGGCCAGCGCCAGAUGCAGGAGCGGCAGGGAUUUGAAUGGCUCGCCGCUGAUCCAGAGGAAGUUCCCCGACGACGACGAGUGUCGAUCGUCGGCAAUUUCCGAGAACGGCGAGGACAGUUAUCAGAAGAAUCGUGCGAAAGACGCGGCUCCCAGCGCGCAGGACGUGAAGAUUGCCUACAUAGAGGUGACAGACUCGUUCGGGGAGGACGAUUCUUUCCAAGGAAAGAGCAACGACGGCUCCAGGUUAUUAUCCUCGAAGAGAAACGUAACGUCCGCGACGAUGGUGAGACCAGCCAAGUUCGAGAUGAUAGAACCGUCCAACGACCUGAAGAUGUGGGUACGUACGGAGGCGAAAGCUCUGGCAAGAUCGACCGAAGAAAAGACGGCUAAUAAGAUGGAGAAGAAGUCUCGCGACGUCGAUGUUAACUCGGUGGAUAAUUGCUUCAAGAGCAACAAGCCUGCCGUGAUCGAGAGCCAAGCACUUGGUCCGGUCGAUCUGUCUGUGUUGAGCAGUAGACGAAGACAAGAAAGCGAAAACGAACUCCUGCAGAAGCAACAGAUGUCGAAACAACGGUCUCCACCUACCGGCAUACCUACGAAAAAGUCUGCCGAAGAUCAGAACGAUCUUCUGACGAUUCUGACGACGAAGAGUAGAUCUAGAUCGGCGAUACACGUGGACGACGGGAGCUUUGGCCGAUCGAAGAGUCAGAUGAGCCUGGAGGAUAUUCUCAGUGCGAAGGCGGACGCGAAAUUGAGAGGUCAGAGCGGCGAGACGAGAAUCGAAAAGAACAGUACACUCUCUAAUGCGCAGAGUAAACCUCUGUGGGAGACCAGGGACAAUCGAUACGUUAGGAGAAGCACGACGUUGUUGAACGAGUUGUGGAGCGAGGACAAAUCGUUCUCGAAGGCCGGCACGCUGGAGAAAUCGAGACUUGCCGAUAGCAGCGGGGACGAAACGACGGAAAUCGAGAGGUCCAAGUCAAUGUUGCUAUCGAAAAUCCCAGUGACGAGAAAUCUUGGUCGAAGGAGCGCCAGUGUCACGGACGUGAAGAAGGCUGUGGAAGCGACCUGUGCCACCAGUCCGCAACAAACUGCCAAAACUACUCACAACCGGUUCCCCAGUUUAGACAGCAGCAUCGACGAGAAUGUGUCCCCGGCUGGAACUGACGUGGACACGGACAGAUGCUGCAGCGAGCAAUUUGGAAGUAUCAGUUCGUUAGCCAGCAGCACCAGCUUGAUUUCGCAGCAGGAAUUGGCGCAGCUGGUGGAAGAGGCGAGUCUCGAAGAAGCUCGGGGUGCCCACGACGUGAUAGUUGUGCUACUUCAUAAGGAGAAUCCAAGCGGCAGCGUUGGAAUCACUCUGGCUGGAGGGGCGGAUUGUGAGAUCAAAGAAAUCACGGUCCAUCGAGUGCUGGCUCAUUCUAUCGCCGACAAGGACGGCCGUGUGCAGAGAGGCGACAGGAUUCUCAGUAUAAAUGGCAGGAGCACGCACGGUCUCACGCACAGGGAGAGCAUCGCGGUACUCAAGCAACCUAGAUCGGAAGUCGUUUUGGUCGUCUCUCGAGCGAGAUCCGAGGAUGGCUGCAAACUGAAAUCACGGACCGCCAGCGUCGAAACUAUCAUCGAAGGAGAUAUUCAAUUCAACGUGCAUUCCUCUUUCGUAGGAUUCGAGACGAACGAUGCUGCAGAGGAUAUCGCGUGGGGUCCGCCGUCGGUUGUAGCGGUUUACAAAGACGGAACUGGCUUGGGAUUCAGUCUCGAAGGAGGUAGAGACAGCCCUCUUGGAGACAGGCCACUGUUGAUAAAGAAAAUAUUUACCGGAGGUGCUGCCGAGAAAACAGGUGCUUUGAAAGCGGGAGAUCAGUUAUUAGAAGUGAACGGUUACGACGUGACGCGUAUGUCGAGAAUCGAAGCGUGGUCCCUCAUGAAGAAACUGCACGACGGCGAAGUGAACCUCCUAGUCAGGCACCCUGCCACCAAAUCAUCGUGAAUGAUAGUCAAAUUAAAAUAACGAACCGUAUGAAUGCGACAUCAUUACGAUGCAACAAACUCCGAAUGGUUGAAAUGGCUAAUUUUCAUGUUGAAUUCGGCGUGUGCCAUCCCGCCGAUAUCUUCGACACACGAAAUUACAUUCUAUCAAGGGUACUUAGUUUGUCUUUUCUCGUAUUUUCAAAAAAUUACGAAUAUUUCGUUGAAACGUUACUUACAAUCGGGAUUCAUAUAUUGUGCUUAUAUGUAUGUAUAAUAUAUUGUUAAGUAAUUAUUUGAAAAUCUUAGUUUACUGGGAGAUUUUUUUUUUUUUU